Messenger RNA from Metopolophium dirhodum (rose-grain aphid), 2583 nucleotides. RefSeq lists its product as uncharacterized. Lineage: Eukaryota; Metazoa; Arthropoda; Insecta; Hemiptera; Aphididae. The coding region runs from base 1 to 2583 and encodes 860 amino acids. The transcript is spliced from 3 exons. The record is from RefSeq and is a predicted model, not a curated record.
AUGCUCUUAAAUUCAAAGAAGAGGCGCCUGGAAUGUGUUGUAGUGUCGGUAAAGUACAAGUCUUUUUUACCUCUUCCUGAGCCUCUUUACAGUUUGAUUAUGGGGUUCCAUCCUGAUCACAAAAAUUUCAUGGACCGUAUUAGAAAAUACAAUAACUGCUUCCAAAUGACAUCUUUUGGAGCGAAACAAAUUAUCGAAGAUGGAUUUAUGCCCACAUUCAAAGUGAAAGGUCAGGUGUAUCAUUUAAUUGGUAGUUUGCAAGCUUUACCUCAACAAAACCCUCAAUUUCUACAGAUUUAUUUCGUUGGAGAUGAUGAGAGAGAAACACGCUUAAGAUGUAGCCACAUCGCUGAUGUAAAGCAAAGCCUGGUAAAACAAUUACAAGCGAUGUUGCACCAUAAUAACCCAUACAUAAAGGACUUGAAAACCACACUCGAAAGAGUACCUCAAAAUAGUAAAAACUUUGAAAUUAUAAUACAAGCUGAUAGAAAACCUGAUAAUGCUCACAGAGGACGUUAUAAUGCACCAACAACAAGUGAAGUAUCAUUGGUCAUAGUUGGACAACAGUUUGAAAAACGAGAUAUUAUGUUACAAAGUCAUGAUAACAAAUUGCAACGGGUUAGUGAAUUGCACCGUUCAUACGAUACACUUCAGUACCCGUUACUUUUCUGUCAUGGGGAGGAUGGUUAUUCCAUUAAUAUCUCUCAGAUUGAUCCAAAAACUAAAUUACCACUUCAGAAAACAGUUUCUGCAUCGCAAUUUUAUUCUUACCACAUCAUGAUUAGACAAACGGAAAUCAACCAUUUACUGUACUUUAGAUCACUUUUUAAUCAAUAUUUAGUCGAUAUGUACGCUAAAAUUGAAACAGAGCGCUUAAAUUUUAUUAAAAACAAUCAAAUGCAACUCAGAGCUGAUAAUUACAUACAUCUCAGAGAUGCUAUUGGGAGACAAGAUACUGAUCUUACCCAUCUUGGUCAGAUGGUAGUUCUUCCAUCAUCUUUUACUGGCUCACCACGGUAUAUGCAUGAAAAAACUCAGGACGCCAUGACAUACGUUCGUCAUUACGGUCGUCCUGAUUUAUUCAUAACUUUUACAUGUAAUCCUCGAUGGAAAGAAGUUUCAAAUGCAUUACUUUCUGAACAAAAGUCCUACGAUCGUCAUGAUAUUAUAGCUAGGAUAUUUCAUUUAAAAGUUAAGACGUUAAUGAAAUUGUUAACAAAAGGGAAUUUGUUUGGGGAAGUGCAAUGUUUUAUGUAUUUGGUCGAAUGGCAAAAACGUGGUUUACCACACAUAAAUAUUUUGCUAUGGCUAAAACAGCGCAUUUCUCCAGAUAAAUUAAAUUGUAUCAUUAGUGCGGAAAUACCUGAUCCUGAAAAAGAUUCUCUCCUUUACGAUAUUAUCAAAGCCAAUAUGAUCCAUGGGCCUUGCGAAACACAGACAGGAGACGACGGGUAUCCAAAGUAUAGGCGAAGAGCUCCAGAAAAUGGUGGUUUUACUGUUGAAAUAAAUGGUAAUACACUUGAUAAUCGUUGGGUAGUACCGUAUAACCCAGUGCUUUCACGUACAUUUGGUGCUCAUAUUAAUGUAGAGUACUGUAACUCUGUAAAAUCUAUAAAAUACAUUUGUAAAUAUAUUACAAAAGGAAGUGAUCAAGCAGCAUUUGGUUUUGAAAAUGAUAAUGAUGAAGUCAAGCUUUAUGAAAGUGGUCGAUAUAUCAGCAGCUCUGAGGCUGUAUGGAGAAUUCUGGCUUUUCCUAUCCACGAGAGAUUUCCAACAGUCUUCCAUCUUUCCGUGCAUUUAGAAAAUGGCCAGCGUGUUUAUUUCAACCCUAAUGACUCCAGUCGUUUAACAGACAUGAUUAACAAUCCACCAAAAACUACUCUUUUAGCAUUUUUUGACUUAUGUAAAACAGAUGAUUUUGCAAAAACACUUCUUUAUGUUGAUGUUCCCUCUUACUAUGUAUGGAAAAAUAAUAGAUUCGAGAGAAGAAAACGUGGAAUUAACGUAAAUGGUUGGCCGGGAAUAAAACGAGAUCAAGCUCUGGGUAGAGUAUAUACCAUUCACCCUAAUAAUACCGAGUGUUACUAUCUUCGCCUUUUACUUCAUGAAGUCCGAGGUCCUACAUCUUUUUUGAAAUUGAAAACUGUUAACGGCACAAUUCAACCUACUUAUCAGACAGCGUGUACGGCUCUAGGCUUACUGGAAGACGAAAGGCACUGGGAUACAACUAUGGAAGAAGCUGUGUUUUGUGGUUCUCCAUUUAAAUUACGGGAACUUUUUGCAAUUAUGUUGAUAUUUUGUCAAUUGUCAGAUGCUUUAAGUCUUUGGGAAAAAUACAAGGACAGUCUUUCAGAAGAUAUACGACAUCGAGUGGAGUUGGAUAUACAACCCGAGAAUGUGAAUUCAAUUAUUAAUGAAGUAUACAAUAAAUGCUUAGUUACUCUUGAAGAUACUGUUCUAUCUCUGGGAGGUACAUCUUUGCAACAUUAUGGUUUACCUCAGCCAUCAAGAUGUGAAGCAGUCUUACAAAAUAAAGAUUACCUUCGAGAGAUCAAUUAUGAUUCAAAUAUUUUGGCACAUUAG